CUGGAGCGUGCAGGUUACCAUAGCGCCGCACUCUCCUUCCGGGAUGGAGUGUUGGUCUGCAGCAGUUACCCGGUGACCUAUAACGCACAGCCCCGCACACAGGCUCACAGCCCGCACCGCCGCCAGGUCUGGACUACUUUGUCUUAUUGGGGGCUGUAAAAUGGCUGCUGUAGAAAAUGAGUUUCUUCGAGAUCAAGUGAAAAUAUUAAGAGAAGAACUAAAACGUUACGAGGAGAAAAACAUUUCUGGUCACACUGGGCUCCAAACUCAUGAACCAUUAAGGGAUAAUGAGACUGCAGCAUCAAGUGUAACGGAGAGAAGAAAUGUAAAUUUUCUGAUUGGAGAAUUUGAUAAACAAAGUGAAGAAAUGAGCGAGCAACUCCAUUUUUAUCAGGCACAAAUGGGUGACAUGAGAUUAAAGCUAGAAAGCAUUGUUAAAGAAAAUGAGAAGCUUCAUGAACAAUUAAAAGAGUCUCUGGAGAGACAGCUAGAAUCUCUCCCUACUGAUGCGGCCUUGGCCAGCGAUGUACUUACAGAACACGAACUGAUUAAAAACCUACAUGAACAAUUGCAACUCGCAAAUCAAGAGAAGGAUCAUGCCGUAGAGCUGUCGCAGACUGUUGCACAGGAAUUGGAUCGCCUGCAGCAGCUGUACCAGGAGAAUAUGACUAAUGCACACAUACAUGUGGCAGAAAGACAAAAACAAAAGGAACACAUAGCAAAUCUUCAACAGCUAACUAAACAACUUCACGGAGCUCAUGAAAAAGUGGAACUGACAAAUCAGCAGUUCCUACGUACCGUGAAUGAACAACAAAAAGAAACUGAACAACUUCAAAAGCAGCUGAGGCAAGCAAAAGUGGACUUAAAAGUAGCAGCUUUGAAAGUUGAAGAAAUGGCCAAAGUUAUGGAAACUCUGGAAGGCCUGGUAAAGAGAAAGGAAGAAGAGGUGUUGACAGCCCGAGGCAAGGAAGGAGCGUCAGACAAACGUGUGCAACAGCUUCAGACAGCAGUAAUGCAAUUAGAAACCAGGCUGAGAGCGGCAAUGCAAAAUGGUGAAGACUUAAAAGGAGAAAAGCUGCAAUUAGAGAAACACAUUGGGGAGCUCCAGGCAAAUUUGUCAGAGUUGGAAGGAGAGAAAUAUGAAGCUUUUUCCAGAGUGCGUGACAGUAUGCAGAUUGUAGAAGAAGCCAAUCUACACAAAGACCAGGCACUUCUUAGAGAAAAGCAAAAGCAGGAAGAGAUUGAAAAUAUGAAGCAAGCAAUAGCUAGGAUAAUUCAAGAAGCUGCUACAAGAACACGAAAAGAGGUUGAAAAUGUGAAAAAACUUUAUAAUGUGCAAAUUUCACGUUUAACUGAUGACCUCUCAGCCCUGCAAAUGGAAAGUGGAGGGAAACAGAGCCUUGUUGAGCGUGCCUUAAGAGAGAAGCGGGCUGCAGAGGAAGAGCUGGAAAAGGUGUAUCGAGAAGGCCGGGUGAAUGAGAGAGAUUAUAGGAAGCAGGAGGAAUUACAGCAGCGAUGUCUGAUAGCUGAACGCAGUAAAGAUGACCUCAAGAUAAAUCUGAGUGUAGUGCAAAAGAAAAUGAAACAGUUGGAACUAAACUUUGAAGAGGAGCUGUCAAGGUGCAGUGAAACUAAUCAGAAGCUGAAUGAGGUUUUGGAGUCGGAAAGAAAGGAGAGCAGUUCUGUGAGUGAGGAAAGACUGAAACUUGUGCAGGAAAAUGAACAUUUACGGAAAGAGGUAGAAGAAUGGAAAAAAUCUGCCACAGAGGCACAGCAAAAAGUCAGAUUUCAGCUAAGCACUAUGGCACAUGAAUUUUCGGUGAAGGAGCAAGGUUUUGAAGUGCAGUUGCAAGAGAUGGAAGACAGUUGUCGAAAGUCUAUAGAAGAAUUAAUGAAGUUGCUUAUGGCUCAACAGAAAACCAGCUAUAAAUGGAAGGAAGAGACAACCAACCUAACAAAAAGCACAGAGAACAGGAUAAAGAAACUGCGAAGUCUGUUAAAUGAAGAGAAACACCGCAAUCAAGAGUUACUCUCUCAGCUAGAAAGCACCCAUGAGAAAAAUGUAGAGCUUGAAAACCUGAUAGCAGAUUCACAGGAAAAAAGCAAAAGACUACAGAAACGCCUGGACCAAGCAGAAGAGCGCUCGGUGGAAGCAUCAAAGCAGCUCAGCCGUGUUGUUUCCCAGAGGAGAAAAGCAGCUCAUGAACUGGACACUUGAAAAUAUCUGCACAUAAAUGUACUACUGUUAUACCUGGGGCUGCGUAGCGUGCGUUACAAAGAUGGGAGACCAUAAGCAUUAAUGGCUUCUGCAGUGCACUGGACAAACCUUUGAUUUGUGAAUAACAGACAUGUUUUUAUAAGAGAACAAAAGGAUGUCACAGACUUAUAUUUGUAUGUUUAUCUUUCCUGAAAUAACUUGUUUUGUAAAAUUAAAUCAUUUGUUAUACAUUUUU
Molecule: messenger RNA, 2453 nt
Organism: Pseudophryne corroboree (corroboree frog)
Lineage: Eukaryota; Metazoa; Chordata; Amphibia; Anura; Myobatrachidae
Gene: SCLT1
Product: sodium channel and clathrin linker 1
Exons: 22
Coding region: 161-2218 (685 amino acids)
Biological process (GO): cilium assembly; clustering of voltage-gated sodium channels
Cellular component (GO): centriole
Source: RefSeq, a predicted model, not a curated record